AUGAUCUCGGUUGAAUCAACGGCAGCACAGGCGGCCUCUACAUUCACCCAGAUGCAGGGACCGAUUACUGCCUCCCCUUCACUCUUGAACCUGACCGCCUUCAAGACAGCCGCAGCAGAAGUGACUUCGUCGUUUACCCUCCCGUCCGCCGAACAGCUCCUUCGUUUCCCGCUCCGGUUCGCUUCGCUGAUUGACCGGGCAGUCCUUUUCAUAUGGCACCAGGUCUUCGUGGAAAGCUUUGGCAUUAAUAUCUUCACAAGAGGAGGCCCGCCGCUGGCGCAGGGUGCUGGUGGAGCACAGGUCAUGGCAGAAGCUGCGGCGCAACCUGCUGUCGCGCAAGCAGUCGCCGAAGCAGGCGCAGAGAGCUGGGCGGCGUUCUUUGCAGAGGCCUUUCAGGCGAGCACAUUCAAGUCAUAUUGGGGCAUGCUGCACUAUCUGACGUCGAGAUGGGCCUUUACAUGCUUCGCCAUGGCGCUCAUCCUGAAUCGCAUUGGGGUCUAUGGCGCUUCCCGGCAACGGAUCCAGCUGACCUGGACGAAGAGGCUAGCUCUGCGAAUACUACCCAUUCUUCUUUUCACCAGCCAGAUCCACUCGCUUCUCCAGGCUAUUCGAUGUCAAACGUCUCCGGACUACUCACUCUAUCGACAUGGCGACAAUAACAAAUACAGCCUGCUGGACUGGUCGACGGACGGUGGCCCCCUUCACACUUUUACAUCUACGCUACUCUUCCGCUCCACGGAUGCGGAUGCCUGUGCCGCUGUUGGAAUGAGCAGGCCGAGCCCAGACGUUCGAGCGCCACUUGGGUCUUUCUCGCUUCUCUGGCCUUCGUUCCUGCGUUUGAGCUUGUCUCAUGUUGUCGACAGCCUCUCUUGUUCGCUGCAACAGAUUCCGACCAUGACGGAAGUUGGCAUGUCAGUCUUCGAGCAUUCACUGGCAUUCGCCGAAGCCGAGACGAUGAUCUCCCACACCCUGGGGCUUGGCUAUUUUAGCACCGUCAAGGGCUCUGGCAGCGGCAAUACCACCGCCUCAGGCGUCUCACAAGCCGACUCCUCGCCUACGAUACCGGCGUCGGGCACCAUAUUGGCGCUCGCUGAUGCCACCGCGGCCCUCACUGGUCCCCACAUCCUGGAUCGAGUCAACGUGCCGGUCGAAGUUCUCUUGGUUACUCUGUUAUCAUGCUGCAACUCCUUAUCAUCCCACGUAAUUGCUGUCCUGGGCAAACAGCGUCAAUGGCGACUCGUCAAUACAGCAAUUUGGGGGAUGGCCUUCAUGGGGUCUUUCGUAUGGGGCUUGUUUACUACCAGUGUUAUGGUGCGAAGUGGAGAAAACGGCGACAACCGCCCUGUUAGCAGUCUCCUGCAUUUCCCUACUGUUGCGAUUGUUGGUUUUCUCCCCCAUAUGGCCAUACUGGUGGGCGUCGCCGUUUGUCUGGUCAUCUACCUCGUUGCGCUCACCUUGACUGCGAUAUCCCUAGGGACUAACCCACAUAUCCCGCAGCCGACUAGCCUCAAGGAACGCUUCGCCAUAGCUCACGACAAUCUGCAAGCAGCAGUGCAAACCCGUGGCAUCAACAUCCGCUGGUACGAGGACUUUUACACCGCACUUCUUCGUGUUGGGUUUGCAGCACUGACUGCAGCGUCCGAAGCUGUCUUCUUGAAUGAAGGCCGGGCCGUUGAAGUACGUCAAUUUACUUGGCUCGAGGAAGAUCGACUGGACGAGUUUGACUCGGCAAUGCGUGAAAUGCGUCCUUUUCAAGGUGCCGGCACACUUCAAAAUGGCCAGCAAUUUCAGAUCCUGGAAGAAUACGGCUUACCACCAUCGAGUCCCGGAGGAACUGACAAAGGAGGUGUUUGGGAGUCCGGCUUUGGCAAGGAAAGAAAGUUCGACAAGAAGGAAAACGAAUUGGAAGGGAAAGAUUCUUUUGUUUAUCCUACCCCGCGCGGUGGAGGCGUCGGGGCUGUUCAGCGGACGACGAGGUUCUACUUGCUUAUGAUUUACCUUCGCGGUAUUAUGUUUUUAUCGGCUGGAUACAUUGGGUUUGGGGUUGGCGUUUUGCUGGACACGAUUGGCAUCACGGCGAGGCCUCGCUGGCUCAGACGCCUAGUCGGCAGGUCAUUGAAGAAGAUGAACGCCGAGCGCAAUGCGACGACCACAGGCGCUCUUGACUUUUGGGUCUUGACCGAAGAUGGCAAGCUCACGAUACCCAGUUCUGACGAAGUCGAUAUUGAGCCGGAAAUGAGGAGGCGGCUGAUGACUGAGUUCUCAGGGGACAGAAUCGAUGAACUUCUCGACGCCAAGCUGUAUGACUGGUGGAAAUCCGGUGGUUGGUUUGGCACUGAAGACGAGAGCGGAGAGUACCAGCCAUCCCAUGCAGACGAUCUUGAUGAUGUUACGAGCGUGGUUUCAAUGUCCACCGACGCGGGCAGCAGCGUCCACGAAGACGAGUGGGAAUCAGAGCCGGAAGGUACGAGAACCCCAACGCAGACAUCAUCUGGGCAGACGUGGUCGUUUUCACACAUCCAGACUCGCGAGUCAACGCCGGAGCCCUUGCCGGAUUCACCGCUCGACGCUAUGACACUUGCAAGACUUCUCAACCCAAAAGACAGCGCGUCACGCGAAGAAGCGCGGAUUCUUUCCUCUCACCUGCUGGCCAGUGCGUCAGCUGACUCGCCUGGGAUUAUGACUCGCUCUCGCUAUCGUCGCGAACUCGAAGCCGAGCGGGCUAGAAUCCUGCUGGCAGGACGAACUCCAGGACUAGACACCAAACCGCACCACCAUGACCACAUGGGCAAAGUUCCGGCGGUCUCGUUAUAUACUGAGCCGGAGACCAAAGGCCCUCGACCACUGACAUCGAUUGAGGAAGCAGAAGUCCUAGAGUCCCUCAUUCUCGAGCGGCGAAAGAAGCAUACAUCUGCUCCUCCAUCGCGUAUUCCGGACGCUACGGAGACCGAUGAUGACUCUUCCAGACAGCUGGGUCCGCCCUGUGUGGUCUGCCAGGUCUCGUCGAGGACGAUCAUUGCCUGGCCGUGUCGCUGUCUCUGUGUAUGCGAGGAUUGCCGUGUCAGUCUGGCGCUCAACAACUUUGGAAAUUGCGUGACUUGUCGGCGAGCCGUGCAGGGAUUCGUGAGACUUUAUGUGCCAUGA
Cladophialophora carrionii CBS 160.54 is the source of this 3144-nucleotide messenger RNA. RefSeq lists its product as uncharacterized. Gene Ontology annotation, biological process: protein ubiquitination; ubiquitin-dependent protein catabolic process. Lineage: Eukaryota; Fungi; Ascomycota; Eurotiomycetes; Chaetothyriales; Herpotrichiellaceae. Gene Ontology annotation, molecular function: ubiquitin protein ligase activity. The transcript is spliced from 2 exons. The coding region runs from base 1 to 3144 and encodes 1047 amino acids. The record is from RefSeq and is a predicted model, not a curated record.